This is a messenger RNA of Notolabrus celidotus (New Zealand spotty), 1779 nucleotides long. RefSeq names its product ATP-sensitive inward rectifier potassium channel 12. Gene Ontology annotation, biological process: potassium ion import across plasma membrane; regulation of monoatomic ion transmembrane transport. Gene Ontology annotation, cellular component: plasma membrane. The transcript is spliced from 3 exons. Gene Ontology annotation, molecular function: inward rectifier potassium channel activity. Bases 130 to 1779 code for a protein of 549 amino acids. NCBI's taxonomy places the organism in Eukaryota, Metazoa, Chordata, Actinopteri, Labriformes, Labridae. The record is from RefSeq and is a predicted model, not a curated record.
AUAAGAAGUGACAUUUCAACCAAGAGCCAGAGGACGAACUUCAGGUGGUUCCAGGUGGAGGCCUGAUCCUUGGAAGCAGGACUGAGUCCGGCCUCUCACCCAGGUCCCAUACCAGGGAUCACUGAUGCCAUGGGAACAAGUCGGUUACACAGGUAUAGCAUUGUGUCAGACAUCAUACCAGAAGAGGAGCGUCAGAGGAUCUCCAGUCUAGGACUCUGUAACGGACACGGUUCCUCUCACUCCAGACCACGCUCCACCCGGGACCCGGACGCAGCAGACAGAGGGAGGAGGUCCAGAGCCUCUGCUGCUGCGCCCGGCACACAGGGCCGAGGAGGGAUGAACAACUACAACGGGAAGAUUCUGACGCGGGGCUCCAGCCAGGUCCGGAGCCGCUUUGUGAAGAAGAACGGACAGUGUAAUGUUCUCUUCACCAACAUGGAGGAAAAGAGGCAACGCUACCUCGCCGACAUCUUCACCACGUGUGUGGACAUCCGCUGGAGAUACCUGCUGCUCCUCUUCUGCUCCAGCUUCCUGGUCUCCUGGCUCUUCUUCGGGAUUAUCUUCUACACCGUGUCCCUGGUUCACGGGGACUUUGAGGCGUCCUCGCUGGUGAAGGGGGACGGGUUAGCUGUUGGGGCGAUGCACGGACCCUCCUCAGGACACGCAGCAGGGGGGCAGACUCAGAGGAUGCCCUGCAUACUCCACGUGCAGGGCUUCAUCGGGGCGCUGCUGUUCUCCAUGGAGACCCAGACCACCAUCGGGUACGGCUGGCGCUGCGUGACUGAGGAGUGUCCUCUCGCCGUGAUCACGGUGGUGGUUCAGUCCAUCGUGGGCUGCAUCAUCGACUCCUUCAUGAUCGGAACCAUCAUGGCGAAGAUGGCGAGGCCCAAGAAGAGGAACCAGACUCUGGUGUUCUCUAAGAACGCCGUCAUCGCGCUGCGUGACGGCAGACUGUGCCUUAUGUGGAGGGUGGGGAACCUGCGGAGGAGCCACAUCGUGGAGGCUCACGUCCGGGCUCAGCUCAUCCGCUCCUACGUCACAGCGGAGGGCGAGUUCAUCCCUCUGGAGCAGAUGGACCUCAACGUGGGCUACGAUGAGGGCACGGACCGGCUGUUCCUGGUGUCCCCGCUGGUCAUAGUCCACGAGAUCGACAAAGACAGCCCGUUGUACUCUUUGAGUCGAGCCGACCUGGAGACGGAUAACUUUGAGAUCGUGGUGAUCUUGGAGGGGAUGGUGGAGGCCACGGCCAUGACCACGCAGUUUCGUAGCUCCUACAUCGCGAGGGAAGUCCUGUGGGGUCAGCGGUUUGAGCCCGUGAUCUACGAGGACAGAGACUGUUACAAGGUGGACUACGCUCGCUUCCACAAGACCUACGAGGUGCCGUCGACGCCCCACCGCAGUGCCAGAGAGCUGGACGAGGCCACGAGCCGGGCCUCCUCCGCUGCUUCACCCUUCUUUAAGACCACAGAGGACCUGGUCCCCCGGUCCGUGAGCACCUUCUGCUACGAGAACGAGGCGGUGCUGAGCUGCGGCGAGGAGGAGGACGACGUCUUCGCCUCGUCUCAGACCGCAGCGAAGGAGCGAGCAGAGGAGCGCAGGACUUCUGUAGACUUCCAGAACAUGUUCCAGGACUCUGCCACCAUGACGUCCGGCAGUCACGGCAUCAUGUGCGUGCUGGACAUGGACAACAACCAGAUGGAGUUUGACAUCCUGCAGACCGCCAUCCCUCUGGAUCCCGUGAGCUACAAGAGCGAGCAAGAGAUCGAGAGAGUGCAGUGA